CUCUUGGUUCUGCCCACGCAGGUCCCGCCCCUCUCUUAGCCUUGCCCCGCCCGCCGCGCAGGCGCCGUCCGAGGGCUUCGUUUGAAACAUGGCGCGGGCUGGUCCGCGGCUGGUGCUGAGCGAGGAGGCGGUCCGGGCGAAGAGCGGACUAGGGCCUCACCGCGACCUGGCUGAGCUUCAGUCAUUGUCUAUUCCUGGAACUUACCAAGAGAAGAUUACCCACCUGGGACAUUCUCUGAUGAGUUUAACAGGUCUGAAAUCUUUGGAUCUCUCACGCAACUCCUUGGUUAGUCUGGAGGGCAUCCAGUACCUGACUGCAUUGGAGAGUCUCAAUCUCUACUACAACUGCAUCUCCUCUUUGGCAGAGGUGUUUCGGCUCCACGCCUUAACCGAGCUCGUGGACGUGGACUUCCGGCUGAACCCCGUGGUGAAGGUUGAGCCUGACUACCGCCUGUUUGUUGUGCACCUGCUCCCCAAGCUCCGGCAGCUGGAUGAUCGCCCCGUGAGAGAGAGCGAGCGGAAGGCUUCCCGACUGCAUUUUGCAUCAGAGGACUCACUCGACUCAAAAGAGAGCGUCCCAGCUUCUUUGAAAGAGGGCAGACCGUGCCGCCCCAGAGCUAAGUGCACCGAGGCCUUGGCCAAGCAGAGCCUGGUCAUGGACGCGGAUGACGAGGCAGUCCUGAACCUCAUUGCAGAGUGCGAGUGGGAUCUCGGCAGGCCUCCCGGGAGCACGAGCUCCAGCCAGAAGGAGCGCGAGGCCGACUCUCUUGGUUCCCAAGAAUCCAGACAUCUAUUGAGCCCGCAGUUGGUACAGUACCAGUGUGGGGACUCCGGGAAGCAGGGCCAUGAGACGAGGAGGAGCAGCUGCAGAGGGUGCUGUCUGGAGAAGACGCCGUGGAGCCGGCCCCGUGGAGAGUUCCCGCCACCUUACGGAGCAGAGCUGGAGGCCUCCCGGCCUCCCGGGCCACACAUGUACUUCACCCCAGACCCAGACUCUGUAGAUACUGAGGACUCGGCCUCUUCUCAGAAGUUGGAUUUGUCAGCGGAAAUGGUGCCUGGUUCCCUGCCAGCCCCCGGAAAGUGCAGGAAGCGAAGAAUGCCUGGUGGAAGAUUCCAGGCAUUUUCAGACCAGGAGGGUCUGGGCUGCCUGGAGAGAACUCACGGGUCCUCCGUGGCCGAGGAGAGCCUGAGCAGACAGAACAGCUCAGGAAGCAGGAGUGGGAGGACCUUGUCUCAGCCUGAGGCCUCAGAGACUGAGGAGCAGAGGUCUCGGGGCAUGACCGACACCAGAGAGCCAUCUCCUGGGUCACGCUCGGCUCUACCCGGGAAGAAGGCGACCCUGCAGGCGGCGCUCCUGGAGACGCUCUUGGACCUGGUGGACAGGAGCUGGGGCGGCUGCAGGUCCCUGCACAGCAACGAGGCAUUCCUCACUCAGGCAAGACACAUCUUGUCAUCUGUUGAAGAAUUCACAGCGGCUCAGGACGGCUCUGCGACGGUGGGUGCAGACGUCGGCUCCCUGGCUCUGGAGAGUAAGUCCCUGCAAAGCCGCCUUGCUGAGCAGCAGCAGCGGCACGCCCGGGAGAUGAGCGAGGCGACGGCAGAGCUGCAACGCACACGCCAGGAGCUGGUGAGCCCGCCCUGGCACCAUGUCCGUGUCCAUGUGACUGGGGGAAACACGGCUUUGACUUCCAGGAACGAGGGCAGCUCCUUGAGGCCACAUUGUCCCAACCACCAUCUCUGCAGCCCCAUGUCUCCCCUCCCUGCCCAGGACCCGGCCACCCCCAGGAACGUGGCCUGCCCUGUCUCACAACAGGCCUGGAGCACUUUGGAGACAGCAGUGGCGCUGGCCACUUUCUCUCCUUGGAGGGGCUGGGCUGGGGAGGCGGGCAGGGGUGAUGCCAGCCGGAGACGAUCUUUAGUCCCCUGUCCUCUGGCGCAGUCUCCCCCGUCCCCUCCCGAGAGGUCCAGUGUACCAGGUGAUCGCAGGGUCCCUGCUGCUGCCCUGCCUGUGCGUCCUCCCCCGGACCACCGGGCGCUGCUGGGCGCUGCGGGAGCCAGGCCUGGACGUGACUUUGUCUUGCUGACCCGUCUCUCAGGGCCUCGAAUUGGAGACAGCUGAGGCCACUCUCCUUUUACAAAGGAGAUGACGGCCAGUGUUCCAUGGUGAGCUGGGGCUACAGGGCAAGUUACCCCAAAAUGAACAGCUGAAAACCCACAUUUAUCCCCUUGGAUUUCUGUGGGUCGGGCCUGAGGCUCAGCUCAGCUCAGCCAGGCGCGUUUGGCUCCGUCUCAGCCGUGGGCCAGGGCCACCGUCUCAUCUGAGGCCUCAUGGGGCAGGAUCCUCCCAGGCUCCCUCCACACUGCAAGGGCCUCCCCAUGGGCUGCUGGCGUCCUCAGGACAGGGAGCUGGUGGUCAGAGAGCCACACCCAGACAGAAGCCGCCCUCCGGGAGUCCUGGUAUGAGGGCAGAGCCGUGUGAGGAGGUGCACACCCAGAGGGGCCUUGUUAGCCUCUGUAAAAUGGGAGUGAAGUCGGCCCGGGACGGCUUUGAAAACUGCCUCUGAAUUUAUCUGACAAGUACAUACUAUCUGUUUCAUGGGAACCUACAUCUGAGAGAUCCCACACAGCGCUUCCUCUUUAGAGAAGAAAAAGUACAGAUGACAAAACAACACAGGCAGUCUCUGAUUAAACGCACGUGCCCCACCCACCCUCGCCCCCGGCCGGGUCUGGAAGCCUCAGCACGUGGCCUUCAUCCGGAAGCCUCUGUAUUUCAACACACGUGGGUCCCCGUCCCCCCAUCCAGAAGCCUCUGCAUUUAAACACACGUGGCCCCCGUCUGGAAGCCUCUAUUUAAACACACGUGGCCCCCGUCUGGAAGCCUCUGUUUAGACACACGUGGCCCCCGUCUGGAAGCCUCUGUUUAGACACACGUGGCCCCCGUCUGGAAGCCUCUGUUUAGACACACGUGGCCCCCGUCUGGAAGCCUCUGUUUAGACACACGUGGCCCCCGUCUGGAAGCCUCUGUUUAGACACACGUGGCCCCCCGUCUGGAAGCCUCUGUUUAGACACACGUGGCCCCCGUCUGGAAGCCUCUGUUUAGACACACGUG
This is a messenger RNA of Macaca mulatta (Rhesus monkey), 3109 nucleotides long. RefSeq names its product centrosomal protein 72 (gene CEP72). Gene Ontology annotation, molecular function: protein binding. Gene Ontology annotation, cellular component: centriolar satellite. Lineage: Eukaryota; Metazoa; Chordata; Mammalia; Primates; Cercopithecidae. Gene Ontology annotation, biological process: spindle organization; centriole replication; regulation of protein localization to centrosome. The record is from RefSeq and is a predicted model, not a curated record.